CUGUAGAGGAUUCAUCCAAUGCCAGAGUGGCAUUUUGUGUUCUGUGAUUUUUUUCCGUCUUCUUUUCUCAUCUCUUCUCUUCCGUGUGAAUAACUUAAUUUGAAUUCCGAUUUCGGCAAUUCAUAAUCGUCGAUUUCUUCUGAAAUAUAUAUAGGGCACAGGUCCUGAAGUACCGUUAUAGGUAGAGAAUGGCAUGUAGGGGAUGCUGGGAAUGCCUUUUGAAGCUUUUGAACUUCAUAUUGAGCCUCACUGGUCUUGCCAUAGUGGGCUAUGGAAUCUAUCUUUUUGUUCUAUUCUCUAAAGCUUCAGAUGAUAACACUCCAGAUAUCUCGCCUGUCAGUGAUGAUUCUUCUCUGAUUCAACUAGGCCGGCCCAUGCUUAUGGCCGUGUCUCUAUCAGAUAGCUUUCUUGAUAACUUGCCUAGGGCUUGGUUUAUUUUCUUAUUUAUUGGUGUGGGAGUAGUCCUCUUUCUUAUUUCUUGUUUUGGAUGUAUUGGAGCUGCAACAAGGAAUGGAUGCUGCCUGAGCUGUUAUUCAAUUUUGGUGGCAUUGUUGAUCUUGGUAGAGCUGGGAUGUGCAGCCUUUAUAUUCUUUGACAAAAACUGGAAAGAAGAAAUUCCGAAAGAUAAAACUGGAGAUUUUGAUGCAAUAUAUGGAUUUCUGAGUGAGAAUUGGAAUAUUGUGAGAUGGGUUGCUCUCGGAAUUGGCAUCUUUCAGGUAAGCAAGAAGUUGUAUGAUUGACAUUCCUCUAUUGUU
Molecule: messenger RNA, 755 nt
Organism: Vigna umbellata (rice bean)
Lineage: Eukaryota; Viridiplantae; Streptophyta; Magnoliopsida; Fabales; Fabaceae
Source: RefSeq, a predicted model, not a curated record